Molecule: messenger RNA, 351 nt
Organism: Talaromyces stipitatus ATCC 10500
Lineage: Eukaryota; Fungi; Ascomycota; Eurotiomycetes; Eurotiales; Trichocomaceae
Exons: 2
Coding region: 1-351 (116 amino acids)
Source: RefSeq, a predicted model, not a curated record
AUGGCCUACCUGUAUCAUACAGACGGGGUACCGUUCGUUAUCAAAGGACUGACUUGGAAUGCGAGAUGGUGGCUUACGGAGUCUCGGGAGAAGGUAAAACUGGUCUUCGUAACCUCUAUCCAGUCCCGAAAAAGAGAGAUAUUGUUCCAGAAUUGGAGUCUUAUUAAUCGUAAAUAUUUGACUAGAGCUAAUCCGCCAGAUCAGGUUCCGGCUGUUACAUGGGAACUUGUGUUGUCGAGGUCGGAGCCUAAGCAGCCGAUUAGAGUCCCCUCGUCGAAGGAGGAGUGGUCUAGUGAUGUCUCUGCUCGGGAGCCACGAGUGGUGAUCCUCUCGAGCCUCGAGGAUAAAUAG